AUGCUUUUCUCCGUCGGCCCUCUUCGGGGCGCAGUCGGCGUACCCUUUCGUCAUGCAUGCCCCGUAUUUAGUCCAUCUUGUCACCGUCUUGCUCGCAGUCAAAAUAUUUCUCGACCUUGGAUACGACCGGCUACUAAUGUACGACAUACUGCUUCAAAGGCGAACCCAAGCCCCUUUCAACGGCGUCCUCGUUCAGAGCUCUUACUUUACUCUGGAACGCUCUUGGCUGUAGGAGGAGGAUUUUAUGUUGCGUAUAAGACUAAUGAGUCGUUCCGGCAUUCGUGUUUGGCGGCCGUUCGAUGUUCGCGAGUUGCCCGUGCAGUUGUUCUAGGGGCAAUUGACUACAAAUGGACGUUCGCGAAGUCGUACGAGGAUGACCAAGCGAAGUUGCAGGCGUACUCGGACUGUCAUACUCGAAGUGCAAUUCGUGUUCUAGGAGCACUUCUUGCGAACGGUGGGAUAUUUAUCAAGCUCGGGCAACACAUGUCAUCUCUAGUGAUGCUUCCGAGAGAGUGGACGAGUACCAUGCGACCUCUACAAGACAGGUGCUAUCCAACGCCAUACGAAGAUCUCCAAGACCUCUUCCUCGCAGACUUAGGUUCUCCUAUAGAAGAGCUCUUCGAUGAAUUCAAUCCAACACCACUCGGCGUAGCGAGUCUUGCUCAAGUGCACGUUGCGAGAGAUAGACAGUCCGGACGACGGGUUGCGAUCAAGGUGCAGCACCCGCACCUGAUUGAAUUCUGUGAUGUAGAUAUGAAGACUGUGGAAGUGUCGCUUCGCUGGAUAAAGCGCUGGUUCCCGGAGUUCGAAUUCACCUGGCUCGGCGAAGAGAUGCGCGAAAACUUACCAAAAGAAAUGGACUUCGUGAACGAAGCUGCAAAUGCAAGACGAGCUGAACGGGAUUUCGAAGGCGUUCGCACGUCAUUAUACAUUCCUCAAGUCUUGUCUGCGACGAAGCGUGUACUUGUCAUGGAGUUUAUAGACGGUGGUCGGGUUGAUGACCUGGAAUACCUGGCAGAACACAACAUUGACAGGAACUCGGUAGCGCUUGAGGUGCAGCGAAUAUUCUGCCGGAUGGUUCAUCUGAAUGGCUGGUUCCACGCUGACCCACAUCUGGGUAAUUUGCUCGUCCGACCAGCGCCAAAAAUAUCAAAAUCUCCAUAUAAUUUCGAAGUCGUUCUUCUCGACCAUGGCCUCUACUUCGACAUCGACCGCGCUCUUCGAAUAAAUUACAGUAAAUUUUGGUUGUCUCUUAUUGCAUCAUCUUCACCGCAAACGAGUGCCGAGCGGAGAAAGUAUGCUAUGCUUGUUGGUAACAUCGGAGAAGACUUGUAUCCUGUGUUUGAGACCGCUAUUACAGGUCGUGCCGGUCUCGGAGGAUCAUGGGACUCCGAAGAAUAUGCUCCAGGAAAGAAACGACCUUCCAGCAUGGUCGACCUGAUGCCCCAGUCCGAAGAAGAGAUGGAAGCGAUACGGAAUGCUGUCAUUAUGAAAGAAGGGCUCCUUAUCUCUGUCUUUGAUCUUCUUCGUCGUAUGCCUCGACGUCUGUUGAUGUUGCUGAAGUUGAAUGACUUGGUUAGAAGUUUAGACCGAUCGCUGGCGACGACCCAUUCGAGUAUACGUAUUUUCUUGAUCACCGCGCAAUUCUGUAACCUCGCCGUCUACGAAGACUGUAAACGAACACUAUACGACUCAAUAAGAGUUAGAGGGUCAUUAUCAUGGAGCAUGGUGGGGACGUAUUUCGGUCAAUGGUGGUAUUAUCAAAAACAAAAACAAAGCCUCCGCCUGGUAGAACUCGCCCUUGAUACAGAAGCAUGGGUGAAGAAAACGAAGGCAUGGAUACGUGGACUAUGUCGAAAGGGUUUCCGUGGUGCUCAUUUAGCAGCUGCGGGGUUGAAUGUAGUAUAGCAUAGAAUUAUCGAUAAUUAAUGACUUAGA
Fomitiporia mediterranea MF3/22 is the source of this 1938-nucleotide messenger RNA. RefSeq names its product ABC1-domain-containing protein. The record is from RefSeq and is a predicted model, not a curated record. The coding region runs from base 1 to 1908 and encodes 635 amino acids. Gene Ontology annotation, cellular component: mitochondrial inner membrane. The transcript is spliced from 12 exons. Lineage: Eukaryota; Fungi; Basidiomycota; Agaricomycetes; Hymenochaetales; Hymenochaetaceae. Gene Ontology annotation, biological process: lipid homeostasis; mitochondrion organization.